CUUAACUCGUUCUCUUACAACGUCGUUGAGUGUUAAUGUGCAUUAGACCCAAGAACAGAACAAUUACAGACUAGGGUAAUCAAGAUUAGUAUGCUUCACAAAACGUUAUAAAUCGCUACGAUCCUCAUAUUCCGUUGAACGACUGAUCGUGUGACAUAUCGUAUUGUCUUAAUUGAUAGUAAAAAUUGCUCUAAGCUUGAGACCUACAACAAGUGAAAUUAAAAGUGCAGACUAACCAUCUUCGUGCUGCUUUCCUUUUUUAAGAGUUAGAAUAUAUAAAGUUACGGUUCUAAUAACUACAAGGCUCUGUUGUCCUUUUUACUUGAAUAGAAAUCCUGUUUCAUGAAGAGCACUUUUUACAACUAGGAUUGUAAAUUUUCAGGGUUUCUUCGAAAGCUAUUCGCAAACAACUUUGUGAAAAUUUAAAGGAAAGAUUCCAAUUAAACACAAGUAAUUAUUUGAAUCGAGGAACCCUUAUUUAGGAAAAAGAAUGAAAACAGAAGUUUUACAAAUAAGAUGGCAUUACGAUGCUAACGACGACCAUACGCCAAUUUAUUCCGUCGAUUUUCAAAAAAAUGGAAAAAACAGAUUUGCUACAUGUGGAGGUGAUGGUAAAAUAAGGGUUUGGAAAUAUACAUGUGAUGAUGAGAAUUUGACUCCGAAAAUUGAAUAUCUUUCUACGCUUAGUCGACAUGCACAAGCCGUAAAUGUUGUUCGGUUUAGUUCGCAAGGGGAUGUAUUGGCUACCGCCGGAGACGAAGGUACUAUCUUUCUUUGGGUUCCCUCUUCCUCCCCAGCAGCUACAUUGGCAGAUGAUGCUGAAGAGCUAGCGCUUGCGAAAGAAUACUGGAAGGUGAAAACCGUAUGUCGUUCUAUGGGUGCAGAGGUUUAUGAUAUUUGCUGGUCUCAAGAUGAAAGUUACAUAGUUGCUGGUGCAAUGGACAAUAGUAUUCGGAUAUACAACACGCAAACAGGGCAAUUGCUUUUUCAAAAAUUUGAUCACCUUCACUAUGUUCAGGGCGUAGCUUGGGAUCCUUUGAACAAAUAUGUAGUCACUCAAAGCAGCGAUCGCUCAUUAUGCGUUUACAAAUUUGAAAAACAAAACAGAGACUCCUCAUUCCCCCAGUUAAAUCUCAAAUCACGUAUUCAUCGCAUAGAGUACACGAAUGCUCAAAAUUCAAAGCCGUCUUCUAUCCCGACGGAACAAAUCAGCAGCGUUGAAGAAAAAAAAUUACAAGAAAAUAAUUCCUGCAAUGAUGCUAAUCUUUUGACUUCCGAUUCUCAAAUAAACCUAGACUCUGAUGUUGUAUCUGAGGGUGGCACAGAAAAUGCGUCUAAAAUUACUUAUUCUCUGUACUGUAAUGAAACCCUAGUUUCAUUUUUCCGUCGUCCAGAUUUUUCUCCAGAUGGCUUGCUGUUAAUUACUCCAGCUGGCAAACUUCGAUUACACGGUCAGCCAAAUGCAGAAUCGAUGCAUACCGCGUACAUAUUUACCAGAUCAAGUAUUUCCAGACAACCAGUUGCUUCUCUAACCGGGUUCUCAAAACCAGCGAUUGCUGUGCGUUUUUCUCCUAUAUUGUAUGAGCUAAGACAAGCUUCAAAGCACAGUCCACCAACGACUUGCAUUGAAAUCCCUUAUAGGAUGAUUUUUGCAAUUGCUUGUCAGGAUGCCGUUUAUAUUUAUGAUACCCAAUCCUGCAAACCGUUUUAUAGAGCUGCAAACCUUCAUUACUCUACACUGACUGACUUGGCCUGGAGCGACGAUGGUACUAUCCUCUUGAUGACUUCCAUUGACGGGUUUUGUUCUAGCAUUAAAUUCACACCUGAAGAGUUGGGCAAUCUUUACGAGCAGCAGGUUGCUAUUCCGACGAAGAGAGCAACACCGGUUGUAACUCUUCCUACUCCAGCUGAACCUAAUAAGGAACUCAAAUUGUCUAAAGACUAUAAUGUUAAAGAUAAUGAACCUUCUCGACCCCAAAAAAGGAGAAUUGCGCCUACUCCCUUAUAUCCCCAAAACUAAUUCUUAAUGAAAUUUGAA
Molecule: messenger RNA, 2038 nt
Organism: Schizosaccharomyces cryophilus OY26
Lineage: Eukaryota; Fungi; Ascomycota; Schizosaccharomycetes; Schizosaccharomycetales; Schizosaccharomycetaceae
Product: CAF assembly factor complex subunit B
Exons: 4
Coding region: 491-2020 (509 amino acids)
Biological process (GO): nucleosome assembly; DNA replication-dependent chromatin assembly
Cellular component (GO): CAF-1 complex; nucleus
Molecular function (GO): protein binding
Source: RefSeq, a predicted model, not a curated record